AGAAACCGUUUGAUCUUCUGACUAGCACCAUCAUCUACAGAGUAAAGUAAAAUUCAUUAGACCUUGUCGGGAAAACAAUACUUAGAACUAAGAGAAUUCCGGAGUUUUGGUCCAGUGAAAAAUUGAGUUUUGUAGAGAAAAUACUGUACUACUUUUCGUUUAACGUUCUAACCUGUGGUGUGAUCAUGGCGGUUCACUGGGGUGGGGUUGCUGGGAUGAUAUUCUUCUACCUGAUCAUCUUGGCCGUGGGAAUAUGGGCCUCAAGGAAAACAAAAAGUGCUAGUGGGACAGAAGGAGUGAUGGUGGCAGGACGAGAUUUUGGAUGGUGUAUCGGUCUUUUUACUUUGAUUGCUACUUGGGUAGGAGGUGGAUACAUCAAUGGGACAGCAGAAGUCGUUUUUACUCCAGGAUACGGCCUCGUUUGGGCCCAAGCCCCUUGGGGCUACAGUCUCAGUUUCGUCAUAAAUGGGCUUUUCUUCGCAAAACAGAUGCGAGCAGCGAAAUACGUUACAAUGAUUGAUCCAUUUCAAGAGAAGUAUGGAAAUCGUAUGGGAGGACUCCUCUUUCUUGCUGCCAUCACUGGUGAACUGCUAUGGUGUGCCGCUAUAUUGGCUGCUUUAGGAUCAACGAUAAGUGUCAUUUUGGAGCUAGAUCAGAACCUUUCAGUCAUCAUCUCGGCUUGUAUUGCUGUUUCUUAUACCCUAUUUGGUGGUCUAUUUUCUGUGGCUUACACUGAUAUCGUCCAACUAGCUUGCAUAUUCAUCGGUUUGUGGUUCUGUGUUCCUUUUGUGCUCACCAAUAAGGCUGUAACACCACUUCCAGAGACGACUGAUCGCUGGGUUGGAGAGUGGGACGUUAGACUCACCGGGCAGUGGAUCGAUAGCAUGUUGUUGAUCAUAUUGGGUGGAGUGCCAUGGCAGGCAUACUUUCAACGGGUUCUAGCAGCCAAGACCCCUCAUCAUGCCCGAUACCUAUCUUUGAUUGCAGCAUUUGGAUGUUUCUCUCUCAGUAUCCCUGCUUACGUCAUGGGUGCCGUGGGCGCCAGCACCGAUUGGACAAUGACUAACAUAAACCUGAACAAGACGGAUCUCUAUGAAGAACCAGGUCUUAUUCUACCAGCUGUCAUCCAGUAUCUCACCCCACCCGUGGUCGCUUUUCUUGGCCUGGGGGCCAUCUCUGCGGCCGUGAUGUCUUCUACCGAUUCGUCUGUCCUCGCAUCGAGUUCAAUGUUUACCAGGAACAUCUACAAAAAUAUAAUUAGACCAUCGGCUUCCGAGUGUGAAAUGAUGUGGGCACUUCGUGUUGCUGUGGUCAUCGUCGCAACCAUAGCUACCGUCAUGGCAUUGACAGUCGAAUCUAUCUACAUCCUCUUCGUCCUCUGCUCCGACUUCGUCUACGCAUUGCUCUUCCCGCAAUUCGUUUGCGUCAUCCACGUCAAGAAGUCCAAUACUUAUGGCUCGGCCGUAGCCUUCGUUCUCGGUCUCUUUCUCCGUCUGAGUGGUGGUGAACCAUCCCUCGGUCUACCUCCCCUCAUCCAAUAUCCUUACUACGAUAAAGACCUCGGCCAGUUGUUCCCGUUCCGUACCUUGGCGGCAAUUGUGGCUUUCGUGUCCUUGGUUAUCUGUUCCUAUGCCACUGACAUCAUAUUCACCAAAGGGUAUCUACCAAAGAGGUUCGAUGUCUUCAAGUGUGUGGUUAACACUGAUGAGAAGGGGACGUAUGCAGGUCCUGUUCAGGACCCUAACACUCAGAUGCAGACAAUUGAUUCCACGAAUAAAAGUGCUUAAUCUGUAAGCUUAAUGGACAAGAUACACCUCCUUCACAUAAUUACUCUUACCCUCGAGGAUGCUGUGCGCGAAUAGAUUAAGUUCCCCUAUAAUAGAAAGCUGAACUUGGUGAAAUGGGGUUUAGUAACAAUAUAAGAUAUAUAGUUCAAAAACUAGGUAUUUCUUUAAAAAUUGCCUUUGUUCGAAAUCAGUUUGUUGAAAACAAACUCCGUUCGUGUAGAUGUACUUCGAAGAAAGGUUAAUCUGAAAUGUUGUUGUUUAUGAUGAUGGUGGUGGUGAUGAUGAUGAUGAUGAUAAUUAUGACGAUGAUGAUGAUGAUGAUGAUAGUGGUGGUGGUGGUGGUGGCGAUAGAGUAUAAUUGAAUUAUGCAUCUACAAUGUUGAAAUUUGACAAAUGAAUGCACGAUAAAAAAAUAUUAAUACCUAUAUAACAAUUUGUAUAUAUACACAUAAAAAUAAAUUUUCAACCAUCUGAUAGCAAAUUAAUUUUUAUCACGAACCAUAAACAUUUCAUUUGCCGAUUCAAUAAAUAUUCGUAUUCAGUAUCGUUCAUAAUUCCUAUCUUCGAACAGCUUUCUGAAUCGUGUCGAAUAUAGAAGUUAUGUAUUGCAAUGUCGUAGUGCCUUUAUGACCCUGGCUUAAAGGCGUUUUAAGGCCUACCUUUUCAAUUCAUUCGACUUUCAUAUUUCAUAUGAGGAUUUGGUUGCUUGAAAUUUCAAGGCAUUUUCAAUACAUUUUUGUAUUGUGUACUUACAAUUGUUGUCAAUGUACUAAUUUAUGAAACUUACCACAGAUUUCGCUUUAAAGUUAGAAAUGAAUCAAUUGUGCAAGAACUGGUUACCUCCACUGAAAACAAACGCUUUCAAUUUACGACAUAUAAUCUAUGUUCUAAGAUAUUAGUGUGAAUUAUACAUAUUUUUGUGAGAACUUUUAGUUUGCAAAGCCAUAUCAGGCUUUUCCAAAUGUUCUCUUUUUCCAUUAUCAAUCUUUGUAAAUGAUGAACAUUCUUUAUGCAUUAUUGUUUCGAUUUUAAUAUUUUUAUAUACAUAUGCAUUGUUUGUAAUAAUUGUGUAAAUAUGUUUUUAUGAGAAUGGAAUAAAUGAUCAAUCAAUCAAUCAAAUAUAAGAGAUUCCAUGUAAAACAAAAAGAUUUCAGAACAGUGCUCUUCCAAGACAAGAUUAUUAAAUGAGUACCAUGGUAAAUAAGUCUGCAAUUUGUGUAACGAAUGUGCAAUAUUGUAUUAUAUAUAAUUUUAUGUUUUAUCCAUUUUAACUCCAUUUUUAACUGCACAUAUGUAAUUUUGAUUUGUAUCUUCAUUGUUUAUCUUAGUAAUUUUGAUUAUUGUUAUAUAUUGGCAUUGUGUAAACAUGUACAAUUCAGUCUGUGACUGCCAAUCAUGUUUUUUGCAAUAAACCUGAAUUUAAUUGAAUUGAAAAAAAUGAAUAAUUUACCUAUUGAGUAUAUGGAAUGGCAAUGAUUCAAUUCGAUUCAUUUAUUUAUUCAUUUCAUUUUCGUUCGAACAUGAUACAAAGUAAUAUAAAUCAAAUACAAAUUAGCGGAUUUAUAUUUUAAAGAGAAGCUGUAUAAAGUAAAGCAUUUUCCCCCAUGACUUUGCCUCAGUGAGGGUUUGGUAUCUUGACUACAGCUCUGAUUUCUUGUCGAUAACAAGACAAUUAAGUAAACAAGUAUGCCUUUUCAGAAUUCAUGCUAAAAAAUUACUUUUGUCAAAGAAUUGAUAAGAAGUGUAUUUCCUUGUCAAGUAACAACGCCUACCUAGUCUAGCGAGUAGCUUUAUAAGUGAAAUAGCUGAAUUAGUUUUAAAAUGUUAAUGUGCAAUAAAGUUGUGAAGUGUUUCAGACUUUAGAAGGGUGAAUCAAUUAAAGAGUACGGUUUUUAGAUAAUAUA
Lytechinus pictus (painted urchin) is the source of this 3691-nucleotide messenger RNA. RefSeq names its product high-affinity choline transporter 1-like. Gene Ontology annotation, cellular component: plasma membrane. Gene Ontology annotation, molecular function: choline:sodium symporter activity. Gene Ontology annotation, biological process: transmembrane transport; choline transport; acetylcholine biosynthetic process. The transcript has 10 exons. The coding region runs from base 186 to 1787 and encodes 533 amino acids. NCBI's taxonomy places the organism in Eukaryota, Metazoa, Echinodermata, Echinoidea, Temnopleuroida, Toxopneustidae. The record is from RefSeq and is a predicted model, not a curated record.